UUCUUCUUUUGUUCGUGCUGGGUUUGAGUUGCAGUCUUCAAUUGCAUUCAAAGAGCCACUUGCAUAACCAAUCUUUGCCUCAUUACUUCAGAAAUCCGAACGCAGUGCAACACAACAACAAACCACCUCAUUCUAAAAUCGACACGCUAACCGUCAUCUUCACUUCUUCGUCGUUUUUGUAGAACUUAGAUGCGCGCCUCCACCAUAAGAAAACUAUGCACCCUCAGUACCCUAUUUCGCCGUCACUCAACACGGAAAGCCAAGGCACUUGCCUCUUCCCCUUCCGUUUCCAUUUCUGAGCACAAUGCUUCUGAGUUCAACCACUCUUCUAUGAACCUCAACCGUGUCCCUUCUCGAGGUGCAGAGGAUUCUCCUGAUGAUGAUAAUACGUCUUCCGAGGUUUCUUCUAUAUUGUACAGUCCAUCUCUGGCAGAGGAACCUGUUGUCGUGAAAGAGGAACCUGUUGUUGAAGAAGUUGACUAUGGCAAAGCAAAAAUGGAAAAAGUAAUAGAUUUCACGUGGUCUCCUAAUCUGUCUGCUGGCGACCAUUUGUUUAGACAGAAGGGUGUAGCCCAUGAGAGGAAAAGCAAAUGGAUUUUUAAACUCGUCAGCGAAGAUCGUUUUGAUAGGUUAGUUAAAAUGUGUGCGAAAAGACUAGGAACAGAGGUGGCCUUUGAUGUGUUUCGUCAGCUGGGUCGAGAGACUGAUGUGAAAGAGUUCAAUGCAUUAAUAAAGAUGAGUAUACAGAAGGCAAGGACUACUAAUAAUGAAUAUGUUGCCAUAGAAGAAUUGAGUAAGGCUUUUCGCCUUUUAGAAAAUAUGAAGGAGUGCGGUUAUAAGCUAGAAGAGGAAACGUACCAACCACUGCUUAGGUAUGCCAUAGACAUGGGCAUGGUUAAAGAGUUUCAACUUUUCUCUGAUGUGGUCAGAGCUGAGAAUCCCUGUUCAGUUUCACGGUUGGCUUACUAUGAAAUGUUGCUGUGGAUAAGAGUUGAAGAUGAAGAAAUGAUUCGAGAUAUUUGUGAAUAUAUUACCGUAGAAGAUGACCAAGACACUUCUGCUAUGCGAGAAAAUUACUUAUUGGCUCUUUGUGAAAGUGAUCUGAAAAUCCAGAUUACAGAUGCAUUGAAAAAUAUAGAUAUAACAAUGCUUUCAUCUGCAAAAUCUAUAGCAAGUGUAUUUCAAUCAUUAGGAAGGCUACAGUUGGAAUCUCUUGCCAAGAAUUUACUUUUGGAUUUGAGAGCACGAGAUUUUGAUGAAGAAGAUAUUUCAGGCUUCAUUGCUGAUUAUGCUGUUAGCAUUCCAAAUUUAGCGGUUGAAGAUAUCAUCUCAAAAUUCAAGAGUUUGCAUGAUCUAUUGGAAGUUUUACAUUCAUCGUCAUCAUAUGAAAAGCUGAUUAUGUAUUGCUGUGAUUUAGAUAUAUGAGUAUCAUUUGGUUACAAGAGCCUCUUCCAUCAGAUUGAAAAAGGAUGGUAGAGUGAAAAUGAUAACAUGACCUAUAGAAUCCCUGGAGUGCACUGAAGCACUUCUCUUGGCAUCAUCCUUUGCCUGACCAUAAUAUGAAGAGCAAACUUUGGACAAGAUGAUGAAUGGUAAUCUGUUUAUUCAUGUAUUUAAAAAGAAGUCAAUGAAUAAAGUAAUUUUUUCAUAUAAUUUAUUCUUAGUCUUGUCAUAAC
This is a messenger RNA of Arachis ipaensis, 1676 nucleotides long. Its product is annotated as pentatricopeptide repeat-containing protein At4g04790, mitochondrial. NCBI's taxonomy places the organism in Eukaryota, Viridiplantae, Streptophyta, Magnoliopsida, Fabales, Fabaceae. Gene Ontology annotation, molecular function: protein binding. The record is from RefSeq and is a predicted model, not a curated record.